Messenger RNA from Linum tenue, 368 nucleotides. Lineage: Eukaryota; Viridiplantae; Streptophyta; Magnoliopsida; Malpighiales; Linaceae. The record is from the annotation of a GenBank genome assembly.
CUCGAUUUGCAGCGAUGUCACAGCGGGGCUCUUCCUCAGCGACCAACCUCAGCGGGUGUGGGACUGUGCUUUGCAAGCACAACAUUCCCGCCGUGAUUAAGACGUCGGGUACCGAGACUAACCCAGGCAGGCAAUUUUAUGGAUGUCCUUAUUGGAAGCAGAAUGAGAGUGAAAAUCCAGGGAAGAAAAAUUGUCGGUUUUCUAGGUGGGUUGAGAUGGUUGGGGAUGAAUUGGAGGACCGAAAGGGUUCUAUAGAGAGCCUAAUAUGCCAACUCGAGCACAGUUUGCUCCUCGCUGAGUCUAAGGCAGAGAGGAGGAAGAAGGAGAAAAAGAGACUAGCUCAAGAUAUGAUGGUCUGGAUGAAAGAU